Penicillium argentinense is the source of this 456-nucleotide messenger RNA. RefSeq names its product DUF504 domain-containing protein. NCBI's taxonomy places the organism in Eukaryota, Fungi, Ascomycota, Eurotiomycetes, Eurotiales, Aspergillaceae. The record is from RefSeq and is a predicted model, not a curated record. The coding region runs from base 1 to 456 and encodes 151 amino acids. The transcript has 2 exons.
AUGGCGUCGACUAGCCCCAUUUCACCCUCGUCAACCCUGGAAACCCCAGUUGAGAAGACGGACCAACCUAAUUCGCAGGCUCAUACGGAUGCAACUCUUCGAAAAGUCCCAGAUGUCGUGAAAGUACGCAGAAGUCGAUCCCCUCCAGAACGGAAUUCCCGAGCUGGCGAGAAUCGACUGCGACCUGCAGGGGACCUGAUCAACCGAAUUACUUGGGAUUCCAAAUUCAACCACAAUGACUACAUUAUCGGAUUUGUUGACCGAUUCGAGGGACGGCUAGAAAUUACCUUGGACAAGUGGAAGAAAGAAUCCACAGACGAGGAAUUUAUUCCGCAACACCGCGUGCUGUAUAUCCGCCAUGUUGACGGGGAGAUUGUGUGGGACCGGCGAAGGCGCAUCGACGCCAUCUUUAGCAGCGGGAACUCGGCCUUUCGCGAACUGGCAUUUCUGCAGUGA